Anarrhichthys ocellatus (wolf-eel) is the source of this 6899-nucleotide messenger RNA. RefSeq names its product ankyrin repeat domain 50 (gene ankrd50). NCBI's taxonomy places the organism in Eukaryota, Metazoa, Chordata, Actinopteri, Perciformes, Anarhichadidae. Gene Ontology annotation, molecular function: protein binding. The transcript is spliced from 4 exons. Bases 662 to 4942 code for a protein of 1426 amino acids. The record is from RefSeq and is a predicted model, not a curated record.
CCCCCCCCCCCCCCCCCCAAACACCAGGAGGAAUCGGCAAGAGGAAAAGAGCCAGUCUUAGUAUGUUAUUGUAGAAAUUGACUCUACGCUGGCAAGUCCCCUCCGUGUUAAUGUAAUGGAAACACGCUUUGGUCACCCCCGGUCGCAUCUGAAAUGCCUGAGCGGAAAUAUAUCAGCAACUCCCAUGGCUAAUUGUAUCAAGCGGCGGUGGCUUGAGUUCGCCAGUGGAUGCACUCAAGAACCGGGUGCCCUGCCAUGCCCAGCGCCAUGCUAAAGCAACACACUCAUAAUAACAAGGAGCACUCAGUUCAACCAGUGGGAAAGCUGUGGAAAAAGUUGGUGGAAAAUCUAUGGUUUGAGCCUCAGUUUUGAUUUCCAUUUUUUAUUUUGACCCAGAUUUUUCUGUGUCGCGUCAUAGCUCGGCUGCUUUCCCUGCCAUCUGCAGCGGCUCUGCUUCCUCCUUCACUCCUGCGUCUCCUUAACGUCAACGCCACGGACCGCUAGACUGCAACCUGCUUUCUGAGAGGCACAUUUUUUUUCAGCCGUCAACAUGGAUGUUCGAAUUUACCGCCGACCUUUGUUGGAGUUGAAAAUGUGAGGGUCGGAGCGCAGGGACCCCUAUGAAGAGGAGGAAUAGGUGGAACAGCAGCACCAGAUCAAAAUGGCCCAAACCAGUUUGCUGCAGGGGAAGCGCUUUUACUGCCGGGAGUGGGUCUUCCACAAGAUCCAGCAUUGCCUCCAGGAGAAAACCAACAGCCUCAGCGGAGUGACCAGCACUCCCAGUAAGCAGCCGCCGCUGACGCCCGGCGGGGGUGCGUCCAACCCCGGCACCCUGACAGCGGGAUCCACCAAGUCGGGUAGCUCCUGGGGAGUGUUGCUGGUGGGGGGGCCGGGAAGCGGGAAAACCGCACUGUGCACGGAGCUGCUGUGGCCCGCGUCAGCCCAGGGAACGCACCGGGGCCUGCAGCAGCAGGGCCUGGCGUUCCACUUCUGCCGGGCAGACGACUCGGACACGCUGUGCGUCGGCGGGUUCAUCCGAGGUCUGGUGGCUCAGAUCUGCCGCAGCGGGCUGGUGCCGGGAUACGAGGAGAAGGUGCGCGACCCGGCUGUGCAGAGCACUUUACAGCCCGGAGAGUGUGAGAGGAACCCCACGGAGGCUUUCAAGAGAUGCGUCCUCUUGCCUCUGCUGAGUGUUAAGCCUCCUCAGCAGUCUCUCUUCCUGCUGGUGGACUCCAUCGACGAAGGCUGUCAGCCGGGCGAGGGGGAGCAGAGGUCCUCCGUCGGCUCCCCCAGGACCAUCGCCGAGCUCCUGGCCAGUCACCACGAGUUCCUGCCUCCCUGGCUGCUGCUCAUCUGCUCUGCCCGACGGCAGAAUAAGGCCAUCACUAAGCUCUUCACAGGAUUCCGCAAAAUCAGCCUCGAUGAUCUGCGCAAGGCCUACAUCGUCAAGGAUGUGCAACAGUACAUCCUCCACAGGCUGGACCAGGAGGAGGCCCUGAGGCAGCACCUGACCAAGGAGACAGCCGAGAUGCUCAACCAACUCCACAUCAAGAGCAGUGGCUGCUUCCUCUACCUGGAGCGUGUGCUGGAUGGCGUGGUGGAGAACUUUAUCAUGCUUCGCGAGAUCCGUGACAUCCCUGGCACCCUCAAUGGCCUCUACCUGUGGCUCUGCCAGAGACUAUUUGUCAGAAAACAGUUUGCCAAAGUCCAGCCAAUCCUUAAUGUCAUCCUGGCAACGUGCAGGACGCUUACGGUCAAGGAACUGUACCAUGCAGUCUGGACCAAAAACAUGACACUGACUAUGGAAGAGUUUCAGAAAAAGAUGGACAUUCUCUCCAAGUUGUUGGUCGAUGGCCUUGGGAGUACUAAAAUCCUAUUUCACUACAGUUUUGCAGAGUGGCUACUAGAUGUCAAGCAUUGCACCCAGAAGUACUUGUGCAAUGCAGCAGAGGGACAUAGGAUGUUGGCGAUGAGUUUUACUUGCCGGGCAAAGCAGCUCAAACCACUCGAAGUGCAGGAAUUUGCACUGCACCUUGUCAGUUCCAAUCUGCAGAUUGAGCCAUUUAAUCUGGCUCUUUGGAUGGUUUGGAAUGGAACUCCUGCUAAAGACUCUCUGACCACCUCCAUACCAAGAGAACAGGAGGUCCUGCAACUUCUGGUCAAAGCUGGAGCUCAUGUAAACAAUGAGGACGACCACGCGUCGUGUAUUGUACAACAGGCUCUGGAAAGAGAGGACUCAAUAAGGACAUUGCUAGACAACGGGGCAUCUGUGAACCAGUGUGACUCCAGUGGGAGAACUCUGCUGGCCAACGCUGCAUACAGUGGAAACCUUGACGUGGUCAACUUGCUCAUAUCUAGAGGGGCAAACAUGGAGCUAGAAGACAACCAUGGACAAACGGCACUUACUCUUGCUGCAAGGCAGGGCCACACCAAAGUGGUCAACUGUUUAAUUGGUUGUGAGGCCAACAUAAACCACACAGAUCAUGAUGGAUGGACAUCCCUGCGCUCAGCAGCUUGGGGUGGACAUUCAGAGGUAGUAUCUGCUCUGCUCUAUGCCGGUGCCAAAGUGGACUGUGCUGAUGCUGAUGGUAGAACUGCUCUGAGAGCUGCUGCUUGGGGAGGUCAUGAAGACAUCGUGUUGAACCUCCUUCAGCAUGGGGCUGAGGUCAACAAGGCAGACAAUGAAGGAAGAACAGCGCUCAUCGCCGCAGCAUACAUGGGACACAGAGAGAUCGUUGAGCACCUCUUGGACCACGGGGCCGAAGUUAAUCAUGAAGAUGUGGAUGGAAGGACUGCCCUCUCAGUCGCUGCUCUCUGUGUCCCUGCAAGUAAAGGCCAUGCUUCUGUCGUGAGCCUUCUGAUUGAAAGGGGAGCAGAGGUGGACCACUGUGAUAAAGACUGCAUGACUCCUCUCCUUGUGGCUGGCUAUGAAGGACAUGUCGAUGUAGUUGAUCUGCUUUUGGAAGGCGGGGCUGACGUGGAUCACACGGACAACAAUGGUCGCACGCCUCUUCUUGCUGCUGCAUCAAUGGGCCAUGCCUCUGUUGUCAACACACUACUCUUUUGGGGGGCUGCUGUUGAUAGCAUCGACAGUGAGGGAAGGACUGUGCUGAGCAUUGCAUCUGCUCAGGGUAACGUAGAGGUGGUCAGAACUCUGCUGGACAGAGGUCUGGACGAGAACCACAGGGACGAUGCAGGCUGGACCCCGCUACACAUGGCUUCUUUUGAGGGCCACCGCCAAGUGUGCGACGCCCUUAUCGAGCAAGGUGCUCGUUGUACAGAGGUUGAUAAUGAUGGGAGAAUACCGCUGAUAUUGUCUGCACAAGAAGGACAUUAUGACUGUGUGCAAAUUCUUCUGGAAAACAAGUCGUGCAUUGACGAGAGGGGAUAUGAUGGGAGGAAUUCUCUCAGGGUGGCUGCACUGGAAGGCCACAGGGACAUUGUUGAGCUGCUGCUGAGCCACGGUGCUGAUAUAGAUUGCAAAGACGCAGACGGACGCCCAACACUCUACAUAUUGGCACUUGAAAAUCAGCUGGCUAUGGCAGAAUAUUUUCUUGAAAACGGAGCGAAUGUGGAAGCUUGUGACACCGAGGGCAGAACUGCCCUCCACGUGUCCUGCUGGCAAGGGCAUGUUGAAAUGGUGAGGCUGCUGAUUAACUAUCAUGCUGAUGUGAAUGCCUGUGACAAUGAGAAGCGAUCUGCCCUCCAGUCUGCUGCGUGGCAAGGCCACACGAAAGUUGUGCAGUUUCUGAUUGAGAACGGCACUCAUGUGGAUCAUACGUGUAACCAGGGAGCAACAGCACUAGGCAUAGCUGCACAAGAGGGUCACAUCGAUGUUGUGCAAAUACUUCUUGAAAACGGUGCUGACCCCAACCACGCUGAUCAGUUUGGACGCACAGCAAUGCGAGUGGCUGCAAAAGGUGGCCAUUCAAUGAUCAUAAAGCUUCUGGAAAAGUAUGGGGGUACAACUUUAAAUGGCUGCAAUCCCUCCCCAGUACACACCAUGGAAGGGAAAAACCCAUUGACUGUGACUGGUAAAAUGCAGUCCCUCACCAUUAAAUCCAGUAGCUCUGGCAGCACCGGUGCAGGAGAUAUGCAGUCGUCUGGACGUGGUCUACCCAACGGACCCGUCCAUGCUUUCAGUUCACCGUCAGAAUCUCCUGAUUCAACAGUUGACAGACAGAAGUCCUCCCUUUCAAAUAAUUCCCUCAAGAGUUCAAAGAACUCCUCCUUGAGAACCACAUCAUCCACAGCCACAGCCCAGACUGUGCCCAUCGACAGCUUCCACGGACUGACAUUCACAGAACAAAUCCAGCAGCACUCAUUGCCUCGCAGCCGGAGCAGACAGUCUAUUGUGUCCCCCUCCUCCACGACCAAGUCUAUCAGUCAGCAGCCAUCAUCUCCAUCCAAUGACUUUGACUGGACUCUGUUAAAAUCUGGUCUCAAGUCAUCAAAGGGAAGUAAGACCGGAAAUGGGACAUCAAAUAGUAAAGGAGCUCUGGGAGACAAGAAGAAAGUCAAGAACAGCGGAUCAACCCACGGUCAAGUUCUGGAGUACGAGAUGACACAGUUUGACAAGAGGGUUGCUCUCAACAAAUCAGUAGCGAACAUUUCAGUGAAGGAUCCCCAUUGCAAGAUUGUGAUUGGUGGUUCAAUUCGGCAGGAAAUGGGGCAAAGCCAAGAGCAAUUCUUCAUCCAGCAGCAGAGCCUUGCUGAGAAGAAGAGGAAUGGCAUCAUGACCAACCCCAACUAUCAUCUACAGGGUAAUCAGGUUUUCCUGAGUAGGGUAUCAGUUCCUCGGACUGGACAGAACAGAGGCCACCAGGAUGUGCUGGAGAACUAUCCCAUAGGGGAAACAGAGCUAAGCCUUAAACAAGCCCUCAAACUGCAGAUUGAAGGAUCAGACCCUGGGUUUAACUACAAAAAGGAGACUCCAUUAUAGCUGGUAAGAGAUGCGUUUCAAAACAGUCCUCCAGUGUGUGCUCUUGUUGAAAUGCAUCAAGCAUUUGUCUGAAAGUUGAAAUUAAGGUCAGGGUGACGGCACGUUAACUUACAGUGGCUAAUAACUGACUGCGCUCAACACAAAUGUCAUUAGUUGGAUUUAGUCAGACUUGCAUGAAGAAUGCCUCAAUCUGGAUGAGUAGACUGUUUUUCCUCCCAAACAAAACAUUAACCCAAAGUAUUCCUGUUUCAGAUGUCUUGAAUGCUAUUCGUCGUGCAGACAGUGGAGGGAAUGUGCCAAAGCAACUGAUUUCAUCUGCAUACAAAUGACUAGAUUUCAUCAGUGGGAGACCUCAAAAUCAUACCUAGGGACGAUUGUUGAUUGCUGCCUAAGGCUUAUGUGAACUGAUACAUCGAUGUGCCUACAUCUGUUACAGCCUCCUUCAUGUAUUCAUGCAAACUAUCAUUUUAAUUUAAUGUUAUGCUAUUUAAUAAACGGUGUAUGCACUUUUAAAAGAGUAAAAUGACAGACAUGCAUUUGUUCUAUUCACUUUGUAUCCCAUCCAUGUUUCAGUCAUUGUUUGAGAGAAACAUACCAAUGCCUUUUUUAUUAUUUUAUAUUAUGUUUGUUCUGUCUACUUCUUCACACUGACAGCAAUGUACCACUGAGUACAUUGUCACAAGACCAGAGGACAUAACAGUAACUGACGGUAUGAAUUCAAGCGCAUUGAUAGUCUGCCUUUCUAGAGACCCCAAAUAAUCUGUGUUAACCUUGGAUCAAUGUGCUCAGCCUAUGUUGUGUGUAACAUGUUAAUAGCUAUGGCAAUUUACUUCACGAGUAUAUACAAGCAUAUUUAUUUUUGGAAAAAGCCACUGUUGCUGCAUUUUCUGUUGCAUUACGCUCUACCAUGGUGCUGUGUUCAGAAGUUGCCUGCAGUUAUUUUGGACUUCCAAUUUUGUUGGUUUUGUGCAUUUGUGUAUUAUAAAUAUCCAAGAAAGAGGGAGGUUCGUUGAAAAUGUAAAAAAAAGUUCAUUUUGUCCCUAUGGGAUUUCUCAGUUGCUUGUGUUAUUAUUUUGUGUGUUCAUAUCAUGUCAACUAUUUAAAUAACCCAUUGUGUACCGUCAGCAAAAGUUUGGUGCUAAAUGUAGCAAUUUCAAGUCUAAGCAGCAAUUUAAAAAAAAUGCAUCUGUCCGCAGAGUUACAUGUAUAACCUCCUGCAAUGCAAGAAACAAAACCCAAGCUUUGUUUCCUUCUGGUCAUGUGGUUCAUUUCCAGUGAUUCCUGCUGGGUUUGUCAGUGGCAUGGCACAAUACGGCUCAUAGCUGUGAAUGAUGUUUGAAAUGCAGAGUUGUGAAGCCAAAGUUGAAACAACAUGACUCUGUCCCACCUCCUCCCUGUGAGAAGCUGACUCUCGGCUCAACAGGACUUAACCCCGCGGGAGACGGAGGGGAGGAGGUGCUCGACUGUGACGCUGAGGGAACUGAAACAUCUGUUUUUCAUGAGCUGUGUGGAGCUGUGUUAGCGUUUGCAGGCUGUGUCAUAUUUUGCAGGCUUUUCAUAUUGUCAACAGUGAGCUAUUUUUUGCCGAGAACUGGGAUCGGGGGGAGUAGAAACCUAUCGCAUGCACAAACACUUCUAAGCCCCAGCGAAAGCUCUCAGCUCUUCAGUGCAACAAUAGCUCAAACGUAUGCCGUGAAGGGUCAACAGAAGGAUCCAUGGCAGGAUCGGGUCUAGGAACAGUGUUGGGAAACAUACUGUACAGUCUUAUUGAGCAGUUAUCUCGUUUGCUUGACUGUGUUUUGUCUCAUCUUUGAUUCGACUGUCAGUGAUUGGAUUGUAAAUAGCUUAACAUGUACAUUCAACUUUCAUUUUAAAAUAAUUCCUGUAUUAUAUGAAGUGGAAUUUUCUGAUGUAUAUUAAAGUGCUUAAUAAACAUAUUUGCUUUACUGCUGAAAAA